CUUCCUCCCAAAACUUGUGGUGGCGACUGCGUUAGGGUUUUUCGGUGUGGUGAGAGGAAAGGAAGAGAGAACGCAGAGAAGAAGAUGAGUAAGUCGACGAAAGUUGUUCCCAAGGGCAAGAAGAAGGGAGCAAGCUUCGUUAUCGACUGCGCGAAGCCUGUGGAAGACAAAAUCAUGGACAUAGCGUCCUUGGAGAAGUUUUUGCAGGAGAGAAUCAAGGUCGGAGGCAAGGCUGGUGCCCUCGGUGAUUCCAUUACCAUCACUCGUGAUAAGACUAAGAUCACCGUUACUUCCGACAACCCCUUAUCCAAGAGGUACUUGAAAUAUCUAACAAAGAAGUAUUUGAAGAAGCACAAUGUGAGGGAUUGGUUGCGUGUCAUUGCAUCAAACAAAGACCGCAAUGUCUAUGAGCUGCGAUACUUCAACAUUGCUGAGAACGAGGGUGAGGAAGAGGAUUGAUUAAUAAUUAGGUUUCAGUGUGUUUUCCUUUCAACCCAUCAGUUUUUGUAGGGACAUUAUUCGAUGGUAUCAGUUUUGUUCGAAUGAACUCAUCAAUGUAUCUGAAUUAACUCAACUAUUCCCUAUUUUUACUGCU
Telopea speciosissima is the source of this 595-nucleotide messenger RNA. Its product is annotated as 60S ribosomal protein L22-2-like. Bases 85 to 459 code for a protein of 124 amino acids. Gene Ontology annotation, cellular component: ribosome. The transcript has 2 exons. The record is from RefSeq and is a predicted model, not a curated record. Lineage: Eukaryota; Viridiplantae; Streptophyta; Magnoliopsida; Proteales; Proteaceae. Gene Ontology annotation, biological process: cytoplasmic translation. Gene Ontology annotation, molecular function: structural constituent of ribosome; RNA binding.